Morone saxatilis (striped sea-bass) is the source of this 1897-nucleotide messenger RNA. Its product is annotated as prostaglandin G/H synthase 1-like. Lineage: Eukaryota; Metazoa; Chordata; Actinopteri; Moronidae. The record is from RefSeq and is a predicted model, not a curated record. The transcript is spliced from 11 exons. Gene Ontology annotation, molecular function: oxidoreductase activity, acting on single donors with incorporation of molecular oxygen, incorporation of two atoms of oxygen; peroxidase activity; prostaglandin-endoperoxide synthase activity. Gene Ontology annotation, biological process: cyclooxygenase pathway; response to oxidative stress. Gene Ontology annotation, cellular component: cytoplasm; neuron projection. The coding region runs from base 110 to 1897 and encodes 595 amino acids.
GUCAGACCAUAUCAAAAGGCCUAAGUGUGGUUAUGGAGAUUGCUUUCUAGAAACAGAAUAACCCUCAACCAAAAUUAGUUCUGUACUGAAUGACCCACGUGUAGCAAUCAUGAAAGAGUUUAGCAUCGUGUUCAUUUGGGUGUUAAUCAACCUGUUGCUGCUGCAGAGCUCAUCAUGUGCUGGUGACUCGAGUGUUGUGAAUCCCUGUUGUUACUACCCAUGUCAGAACUCAGGAGUGUGUGUGAGAUUUGGUACAGACGGCUACCAAUGUGACUGCACUCGCACUGGCUUCUACGGAGACAACUGCACUAUUCCGGAGUUCUGGACCAGAGUCCGUCUCAUGCUGAAGCCCACCCCCACGGUGGUUCACUUCAUCCUCACCCACUUCCAGUGGUUCUGGGACCUCGUCAACAGGUCCUUCCUGCGAGACACAUUCAUGAGAUUAGUGCUGACAGGUAGAACCAGCAUUAUUCCAAGCCCUCCGACCUACAACAGCAAGUAUGGAUACCUCAAUUGGGAGGCCUACUACAACAUCUCCUACUACACCCGGCUCCUCCCUCCUGUACCUGAAGACUGCCCUUUGCCCAUGGGAACUAAAGGUAAAUCUGUUCUUCCUGAUCCCAAACUGUUGGCUGAGAGGUUUUUUAGGAGAAAGAAAUUUAGGCCAGACCCCCAGGGAACCAAUCUGAUGUUUGCCUUCAUGGCCCAACACUUCACACAUCAGUUUUUCAAGACAAACCAUGAAGUUCAAGGGGGAUUCACCAAGGCUUUAGGACAUGGGGUUGAUGCAGGCAAUAUCUACGGAGACAACCUCAUGCGACAGCUUCAACUACGGCUUCAUAAAGACGGAAAGCUGAAAUAUCAGGUAAUAAAUGGUGAGAUGUACCCUCCAACAGUAUCUGAGGUCCCUGUGCACAUGGUGUAUCCUGAAGGUGUCCCUCCAGAGAAGCGUCUGGUUAUUGGUCAGGAGAUAUUUGGCAUCCUACCGGGUCUCACCAUGUACGCCACCAUAUGGCUGAGAGAGCAUAACAGAGUGUGUGACAUCCUGAAGUCAGAACAUCCCACCUGGGACGAUGAGCAGCUCUUCCAGACUGCCAGACUUAUCAUUAUUGGAGAGAUGAUUUGCAUUAUAAUAGAAGAGUAUGUGCAACAGCUGAGUGGCUAUCUGCUGAAGCUGAAGUUUGAUCCCUCCCUGCUCUUCAACGCACGUUUCCAGUACAGCAACCGCAUCGCUCUGGAGUUCUGCCACCUCUACCACUGGCACCCACUGAUGCCUGACAGCUUCCUCAUAGAUGGAGAUGAAAUCUCGUACUCCCAGUUUAUUUACAACACCUCCCUCCUCAUGCACUACGGGGUGGAGAAACUGGUGGAUGCCUUUUCUCGACAGCCUGCAGGACAGAUAGGUGGUGGCCACAAUACUCAUGAAAUCCUCCUCACAGUCCCAGAAAUGGUCAUCAGAGAGUCUAGAGCAACACGUAUGCAGCCCUUCAAUGAAUACAGGAAUAAGUUUAACCUCAAGCCAUACACCUCUUUUUAUGAAUUCACUGAUGACAAGAAAAUGGCCAGGGGUUUAGAGGAACUCUAUGGUGAUAUAGAUGCUUUGGAGUUUUACCCUGGCCUUUUACUAGAAAAGGCACGCCCUAAUGGCAUAUUUGGUGAGAGUAUGGUUGAGAUGGGGGCUCCAUUCUCCCUGAAAGGCCUGCUGGGAAACCCCAUCUGCUCCCCUGAGUACUGGAAGCCGAGCACCUUUGGGGGAGAGACUGGCUUCAGUAUCGUCAAAACAGCUACACUGAAGAAACUGGUGUGCCUCAACACAAAGUGGUGUCCAUACGUGGACUUUCAUGUUCCACAAAAUGAGGAAGAAGCAAAACGAAGAGAACCGUCUACUGAACUUUAA